UAGUUCCCUCACAGUCGGAAUCUUCAAGGAUGAAGUUCGGGAAGAGCCUGAGCAACCAGAUUGAGGAGACCUUGCCGGAAUGGCGAGACAAGUUUCUGUCGUACAAGGAGUUGAAGAAGAAGUUGAAGCUCAUUGAGCCGAAUAAGAGCGGCGGCGAGAGGCCGACCAAGCGCCCGAGACUCGACGCCUCUUCCUCCGGAGACGCCGCCAUCGCCGCCGGCGACAAGGAAGGGAUGUCGCGGGAGGAGAUCGAUUUCAUUCGGUUGUUGGAGGACGAGCUCGAGAAAUUCAAUUCCUUCUUCGUCGAAAAGGAGGAAGAGUAUAUCAUCAGAUUGAAGGAGUUGCAAGACAGGGUGGCAAAGGCAAAGGAUUACAGUGAAGAGAUGUUUAAGAUUCGCAAGGAGAUUGUGGACUUCCACGGGGAGAUGGUUUUGUUAGAGAAUUACAGCGCUCUUAACUAUACUGGGCUGGCAAAGAUACUUAAGAAGUAUGACAAGAGAACUGGCGCACUCAUUCGCUUGCCCUUCAUACAAAAGGUCCUGCAACAGCCUUUCUUCACCACUGACUUGCUCUACAAGCUCGUGAAGGAGUGCGAGGCAAUGCUGGACCGGCUCUUCCCCACGACUGAACUGCCAGCUUCCACUGAGGAAACUGCCACCACCUCCACUGCCGAUGAAGGGUGUUAUCCCACGACGUCAGCUGCCACAAAGAAUGAUGGCUCUGUCAUAGUCCCCAAAGAACUUGCAGAGAUAGAGUAUAUGGAGAGCUUGCAUAUGAAGAGCACCAUAUCUGCAUUGCGGGUUUUGAAGGAAAUUAGAAGCGGAAGCUCAACCGUGAGUGUCUUUUCGUUGCCGCCUCUACAAUUAGGCGGUCCAGAGAAUACCUGGAAAAAAGUCCCAGUUCUGGAACAAGCAGCCAAGUAGUUUGGUUUCUUAACUUUACAAGACGGGAAAUAGAACAAGCAUAUGCCCUUUUGUUUACCUUUAUACAUUUUAAUUAUUAUCCUAUUACAUGCAUCUACUUGUGCAUGCCUUUAGAUACUAACACAGAUGAAAAACGCAAAACUUUAGAUGGAGUGAAUUAGUGGAAUCAUAGCUUUUGUA
Morus notabilis is the source of this 1103-nucleotide messenger RNA. RefSeq names its product SPX domain-containing protein 1. The record is from RefSeq and is a predicted model, not a curated record. Lineage: Eukaryota; Viridiplantae; Streptophyta; Magnoliopsida; Rosales; Moraceae. The transcript is spliced from 3 exons. The coding region runs from base 30 to 923 and encodes 297 amino acids. Gene Ontology annotation, biological process: cellular response to phosphate starvation.